Molecule: messenger RNA, 1216 nt
Organism: Spodoptera frugiperda (fall armyworm)
Lineage: Eukaryota; Metazoa; Arthropoda; Insecta; Lepidoptera; Noctuidae
Product: azurocidin
Exons: 8
Coding region: 91-1011 (306 amino acids)
Biological process (GO): proteolysis
Molecular function (GO): serine-type endopeptidase activity
Source: RefSeq, a predicted model, not a curated record
AUUAUUAUGAUUAUCUGGAAAUAGCAAUGUUGACGGUUAGGGGAUUUUUAUGAAUUAAUUUUUAUAUAUUCCCUAUUUAAUUGCCUAAAAAUGGGUGCGGGUCAAAUUGGAGGAAUUGCCACUUUAGUGGAUAUGGAUUUUGAAAAUGCCGCCGGAUUCCAUGGUGAACCGGCGGAAUCAACAGAAGCUCAAUAUGUUAUACAUUAUUUAUCACACGCGAUGAUGUUCUGCCUGGGAGUGCUGAUAGAAGCUCACGUAGUACUAACAACAGCCAAUUGUGUCCACGGGGAAAAAUACAAAUUCUCUGUAGUUGGUGGAACUCAUAAAUUUUUAGAACAUGCGGGCAUAACAAGAUCAGUGCAUCAUCUCUGUAUUCAUAAAGGUUACAAUACUUCGCAACGAUGGACUGACUGUUUGACGGAUAAUUUGGCGCUACUGGUUCUAAAUACCCAGUUUUCAUUCAACAUGCGAGAGCCCGGCUCUGAUUUCUUGUUGAAUCGCGUCCGAUAUGGCGUGAGUGCUCCAAGGGAUGAGAGCCUAUUUUCAGACACAUCUUGCAGGUAUUACGGCUGGGGCAGCAGGAGAAAUGGAUAUUUGAUUCCAUUGCUGAUUAAUCUUCAAAGGAUGAAUGUUAUUUUAUUGCCAAGGAGAAAAUGUUUGGCAAUGUUCAACUAUGACGAGAAGUUCCUGUGCAUCCAGCAAGGACAGUGUAGGUCUUCGAAAUUCGGAGCACUAUGUCCUGAUGACGUAGGAUCCGUGAUAGUCUGUUCCGGCUUUGCACAAGGGAUAAUGACUUCUCGUCUAGUGGACCGACCCUGUGGCGUGGGCUUUUUGGACCUGAGCAAAUACACCAAAUUCCUGACCUGUGGAGUAGAUGACUCUCGAGAUGUGCUUGACCAUGACACUCAUAUGGAAUACGAUUUCACUACCGUUGCUCUACCUUCUACCCCUACCGUCCUGACCAUUCCACCAACCAACUCCAGUUCCGAGGACGACCAACCACAAUAUUAGAAAGUAUAGUCAUAGGUAACAGUCGAACAUGUAUGCACGACAGCAUAUCAAACUACACUUCCAUCAUAAAUUGAACUCUCACUGCACUGGUGGUAUAUAUUUCACGGGCUUAAAGUACGAUUUGCCAUUGUGGAUACAUAGUGGUGUUUCUAUCAUACAUAUUGCAUGUUUGUGAUUUUUUUAACAAAUAAAAUAUUAGUUGGUA